Ostertagia ostertagi is the source of this 654-nucleotide messenger RNA. The record is from the annotation of a GenBank genome assembly. Lineage: Eukaryota; Metazoa; Nematoda; Chromadorea; Rhabditida; Trichostrongylidae.
AUGGUGGGUGGAAGGAACGUUCCUAAGCUGGGUCGUAACUUCGACCUGUCACCUGCGGUGUCGAGGUUUUCAGCCGCGAGAAUGUAUCUGAGACGUGGAGCGAAGAGGCCACUUGCGAAGAAGGCCGAUGAGCCCCUCAUGCUUCCUCUUCAACGAACUGGACCAAAGUUCAAGCUUGGGCAUCCCAAGAAGGUUCCUCUCAGAAAGUCACUCGUCCCAGGAACUGUGCUUAUUGUUCUCGCUGGACGUCAUAAGGGAAAGCGUGUUGUUUUCUUGAAGCAGUUAGAGAAGUCUGGCUUGUUGCUCGUAACCGGUCCUCACAAAUUGAAUAACUUCCCUCUGCGAAGAAUCGCUCAAGCCUUCGUGAUCGCCACUAAAACCAAGCUCGAUGUAUCUGGAGUGAAGAUUCCGGAUCACAUCAAUGAUGACUAUUUCAAGCGAAAGACGUUAUCUGGCAAGAAAGGAGAGAAUAUUUUCGCUGCCGGAAAGGUUGAAUACCAGGUUACUGAGCAGAGAAAAACCGAUCAGAAAGCAAUUGAUGCACCAAUCCUAGCCGCUAUUAAGAAAAACCCUGAACACAAGUUCCUCUUCGGUUAUUUGGGAUCGCGGUUCAUGUUGGGUAAGAGGCAAUAUCCUCACAACAUGGUGUUCUAA